Molecule: messenger RNA, 1923 nt
Organism: Saccoglossus kowalevskii
Lineage: Eukaryota; Metazoa; Hemichordata; Enteropneusta; Harrimaniidae
Product: muscarinic acetylcholine receptor M2-like
Biological process (GO): adenylate cyclase-activating adrenergic receptor signaling pathway; positive regulation of MAPK cascade
Cellular component (GO): plasma membrane
Molecular function (GO): G protein-coupled receptor activity
Source: RefSeq, a predicted model, not a curated record
AUGGAUUUAAACGGGACGUUACAUGAAACUACAACAUUGAAGUACGAUAAUACUACGCUGUCGACGACGUGGAGUCCGGAAAUAUCGAACUAUUCUGACCACAGUUUGAUAUCACUGACAGUGAGUAGUAUACGUCCCAAUGAAAAAUCGUCGUCGUUAUCAAUUUCGCUUACACUGACGGCAAUAGCUGGUGCUGUUCUAAGUCUAGCUAUAAUCGUGGGAAAUCUCAUCGUUAUAUUACUCUUCGCAAAAGUUAGAGAUCUUCGGAAGCUAUCCAAUUUACUCAUUCUCAAUCUAGCCGUUUCGGAUUUAUUUGUUGGCGUGAUAUCAACUCCCGUUUUUACUAUGUACAAUAUAAUGGGAAAGUGGCCGUUUAGUCGUUUAGUGUGUGAUAUAUGGCUUGCCCUUGAUUAUAAUAUUUGCAGUGUUUCAUUAUUCGCCAUAUUGGCUAUAACUGUGGAUCGAUACAUUGCAUUAGUUGAUCCAAUACGACAUUUAACUCGGAUCAACAAACGACAAAUUUGGACAACAAUAUGCCUGACAUGGAUAAUAUCAUUUAUAAUAUACGGGCUGCCUAACUUUAUGUGGCCUCGAUUUCAAAGUGAACGCCAUACUUCAGAGAAAGAGUGUGUAAUUGCAUAUUUCGACGUUACAUGGUUCAUACUGUCGCAAACUAUUUUAGGAUAUUGGAUUCCAUUAUUCGUUGUAUUCGCACUGUAUAUCAAAAUAUAUCGAGUAGCCACGAGAACCGCACGAAAGAGAGGAAGACGCAAACGCACAUUUAUCUUUAGAAACAAUGCUGGCAAAAGACACAUUGAGAGGGAACAGCAUGGGGUACAAUGCCUGGGUAUUAAAUACAUUAAUCCAAGUGACACGCCUAUAAUCAACGAAGCAGCGAGAGAUCCAAUAAUCAAUGAACCGAGUAUAGCUAAAUUACGCCCUGCACAUACCAACAAUGACAAUGACAACAAUUGUGCAACGUCUAUGAAUUCAGGUAACGCCUAUGGAAAUCUAACCGUCAAGGAGAGAUUACACGUGGAAGGUUGCGACGAUCACUCGACAACCAGGGCGGAACCUAAUAACAUGUCGAUAAAUGAAUAUAGUGAUGUGACAUACCACGAUGUAACAGACACUGCCGCCGUGGAAGUAGAAAUAUCAGAUUGCAGUGACCUAAAUCAUGCUCCUAGCAGUGAAAUUGGAGUUAUGAAUUUAGCAUUUUCAAAGGAUGGGGAUGACUUUGAAACAGUGAAGCCAAAUAACGAUAAAAAUAGUGAACACAAUGAACGGGCCUGUGUUUCCAAUACCGAUAUAGGUAAUUCUGAAGUUCACGGUUUAUCGAUUUGCAAUUUUGAAAAAAAUAACUGCGAUAAAUCGAAAAUAAGUGACGUAACGUCAAGUCACGUACGCGGAUCGGAGAACGCACCAAUGAAUUAUACUUUGAUGUCAACGGGUCAACAGACACACUCUUCAAUGGCGCAUGUCGGAACACCGGAGAUAGAGGUAGUCAAUAACCACACAUCGCUCGUCACGCAUAAUAUCGAAAUUAAAUCCGCGGCAGAGCCAGUUGAUCGAUACUCCAAGUCGGACAAAAAACUGCCUUCUGUUGAUGACGAACAUUCGAGAAUUAGUUCAAAUAUUGCAAGCACGAUGGCAGGAAGAAGAUCUAACACCACACCGAGUGACAGUAAAACAUUCCUCACCGUCACUGCAUUACUGGCAGCAUUGGUCUGCUGCUGGAUGCCGUAUCACAUAGUUGCUAUGGUGAUUACCUUCUGUCCAAAAUGCAUUCACCCAAAUGUGUUUAAAAUAGUCUACUGGAUUUACUACACAAACAGUGCAAUUAAUCCUAUUUGUUACGCACUUGCUAAUCCAAAGUUUCGAAAAGCGCUUAAGAGACUCCUUUUCAAAUGUAAACUAGUUUGA